This is a messenger RNA of Oryctolagus cuniculus (rabbit), 3489 nucleotides long. RefSeq names its product staufen double-stranded RNA binding protein 2 (gene STAU2). Gene Ontology annotation, molecular function: double-stranded RNA binding; mRNA binding. Gene Ontology annotation, cellular component: neuron projection; neuronal cell body; cytoplasmic stress granule. The record is from RefSeq and is a predicted model, not a curated record. Lineage: Eukaryota; Metazoa; Chordata; Mammalia; Lagomorpha; Leporidae. Gene Ontology annotation, biological process: intracellular mRNA localization; germ cell development; anterograde dendritic transport of messenger ribonucleoprotein complex.
CCUUUUUAUUUACAGCUUCUCUCCAAGAUAAAAUGGCAAACCCCAAAGAGAAAACUCCAAUGUGUCUGGUAAAUGAGUUAGCCCGUUUCAAUAGAGUCCAACCCCAGUAUAAACUUCUGAAUGAAAGCGGGCCUGCUCAUUCGAAGGCAAGGUUUUGUUCCCAUGAUUCUCACCAUUCAAAACUGGUCAAAUGAAGAUCACCAGUGACCUCCUCAUUAAAUACCUCAAUCACUUGUCAGUCCUAAUGUGACUUGGCCUGUCAGCUAUAUUUGAUAAGAUGUUCUCAGUGCAGCUGAGUCUUGGUGAGCAGACAUGGGAAUCCGAAGGAAGCAGUAUAAAGAAGGCUCAACAAGCUGUUGCUAAUAAAGCCUUGACUGAAUCUACACUUCCCAAACCGGUCCAGAAACCACCCAAAAGUAAUGUUAAUAAUAACCCAGGCAGUAUAACUCCAACUGUGGAACUGAAUGGGCUUGCUAUGAAAAGGGGAGAGCCUGCCAUCUACAGGCCAUUAGAUCCAAAGCCAUUCCCAAAUUAUAGAGCUAAUUACAACUUUCGGGGCAUGUACAAUCAGAGGUAUCAUUGCCCAAUGCCUAAAAUUUUCUAUGUUCAGCUGACUGUAGGAAAUAAUGAAUUUUUUGGUGAAGGAAAGACUCGACAAGCUGCUAGACACAAUGCUGCAAUGAAAGCCCUCCAAGCACUGCAGAACGAACCUAUUCCAGAAAAAUCACCUCAGAAUGGCGAAUCUGGAAAAGAAGUGGAUGAUGACAAAGACGCAAAUAAAUCUGAGAUCAGCUUAGUGUUUGAAAUUGCUCUGAAGCGAAAUAUGCCCGUCAGUUUUGAGGUUAUUAAAGAAAGUGGGCCACCACAUAUGAAAAGCUUUGUUACACGAGUGUCGGUGGGAGAGUUCUCUGCAGAAGGAGAGGGAAAUAGCAAAAAACUCUCCAAGAAGCGUGCUGCAACCACUGUCCUACAGGAGCUUAAAAAACUUCCACCUCUUCCUGUAGUGGAAAAGCCAAAAUUAUUUUUUAAAAAACGCCCUAAAACAAUAGUGAAGGCUGGACCAGAAUAUGGUCAAGGAAUGAACCCCAUUAGCCGCCUGGCUCAAAUCCAACAGGCCAAAAAGGAGAAGGAGCCAGAUUAUGUUUUGCUUUCAGAAAGGGGAAUGCCUCGACGUCGGGAAUUUGUGAUGCAGGUCAAGGUAGGCAAUGAAGUUGCCACAGGAACAGGACCUAAUAAAAAGAUAGCCAAAAAGAAUGCCGCAGAAGCAAUGCUCUUACAGCUUGGUUAUAAAGCAUCGACUAGUCUUCAAGAUCAACUGGACAAGACAGGGGAAAACAAAGGAUGGAGUGGUCCAAAGGCUGGGUUUCCUGAACCAGCAAACAAUACUAGGGCUCACUGUGGGGUUCCUGGAGCCAGCUCAAAGCUGCUUAAAUACAUUUGGAAGAAGUUGGUCUGCUUAGGAAUUGGUCAUCCAGCUCCAAAAGGAAUUCUUCAUUUGUCUCCUGAUGUUUAUCAAGAGAUGGAAGCCAGCCGCCACAAAGUAAUCUCUGGCACCACUCUAGGCUAUUUGUCACCCAAAGAUAUGAACCAGCCUUCCAGCUCUUUCUUCAGUAUAUCUCCCACAUCGAAUAGCUCAGCUACAAUUGCCAGGGAGCUCCUCAUGAAUGGAACAUCUCCUACAGCUGAAGCCAUAGGUUUAAAAGGAAGUUCUCCUACUCCCCCUUGUUCUCCAGUACAACCUUCAAAACAACUGGAAUAUUUAGCAAGGAUUCAAGGCUUUCAGGUUCACUACUGUGAUAGACAAAGUGGCAAAGAGUGUGUGACCUGUCUGACCUUAGCCCCUGUGCAGAUGACUUUCCAUGGUAUUGGAAGCUCCAUUGACGCCAGCCAUGACCAGGCAGCUCUAAGUGCCUUGAAACAGUUUUCUGAACAAGGAUUGGAUCCAAUCGAUGGGGCAAUGACUAUUGAAAAAGGUUCUCUUGAAAAACAAGUCAAGCAUCUGCGAGAGAAAGCGGACAAUAACCAGGCACACCCGGGCUCCAUCGCCCAGGACUGCAAGAAAUCAAAGUCAGCCAUCUAGCAGCUCCCAGGACCCAUGGCUGCCACCGCAUCCUUAUAAACCUGUCAGCACGCAUGAGGGUGUCUGCGUUCAAGGAAAUGAAUGACUAAUACCAUUCUUUGAGUCUUAUGUGAAGACAACACUAUUCUAACACGAGAGAUAAUAUACAUGGUCCUGUUUAUUCAACUGGGGGAAAAUAAAACUUGGAGCAUUUCCCUUGGAAGUUGAGAUCAGAUCGUAACUCAUUCGCCCAGGGGCAGCAGAAAUCUGAUCCCGCUACUGGAGCUUAAAAUAACAAUUAAUGGAAAGUGUUAGAAACAGAGCUAACAUUUUCAGAUGAUUAAUAGAGAAGUUGGGUUUGAUUCUGUUGUUCUGAUUGUUUUGGUCGUGCCACUUGUGUUCAGUUAUAAUUCUCUCCCUCUCCCGCUCCCUCACUCCCUCUUUUUCUCUCGUUUUAAAUAAUGCUUGACAAUUUGAAAAUUAACCAAUGACGUGCUGUGGAAUGUGAUGGUUGUUGUCUUCAUAUAGAGUCGCACAGUUUCUCUUUUUAUGCAAAUCUUCGUAAUCCUCAUCCUGUAUCAAUAUGAGUAACUUUAAGGUGCACUACGCAAAGAUGUAUGCAAACAUGUUUUAAAUCAGGUCAGAUAUUUGAUGAAAAGUAUGACAUGAUGUUAGGGACAACUAGUUUCAGUAGACUCCGGGAAUUUGAGAAGCAAAACAGCCCUUGUGGGUGUUGCUUUCCAUGAUUCCAUUAGCAGCCAGGGGGGCGUCUUGCCCCCUGCCCAUCAUGUUCCUGGGUUCCGCUCUGUCGUGCAGGUCGCGCCCGCCCUCAUCCGUGUGUUGUGGCCACUCCCUGUUUGCAUCCAGAGUGUGUUUCUAACUGCCUCGGGGUCAGAAGAGACCAUGUCCAUGGCGGGGAAGCCUGCUGGAGGAGCUUCUAGCCAGCCUCACUCUGGGCCAGCAUGUUGGAUUCCAGCUUGGGGCAAAUGCAGUAAGAGAGAAGAAAAAAAUGUGAUCGGUUUCUGUGUGUAGUGUUGUUUUUGUUGUUCUUUCACUCCCUGGCUCUCAUCUUUUACGUACCACCUCAGUGAAACCCAUCUGAGAGGCCACCACCCGGCUAGUCAUCCUGCCCAGCAGUGGCAUCAGAGCAGCGGGCUGUGUGUGCGAAACUGCAGAGCCGCCUCCUGGAGACUCGCAGGCAGUCCCGUGCCUGGCCGGCCCACGUCAUCUCAUUGUUCAGGCUUUCUCCUUAUUGAUUUGCAGAUGUUGUGCAAUGAGAAAACACGGUAUGGUCUAACUGCUCUGGCCCAAUGUGACAAUAGGAAUGGAAUAUAAUUAUGUAAGAUUUCACAAGCAAAACCACCACAAAUCAUGAUCUGGCUGAGUCACACGCGACUGGAGAAUAAACAAAUAGCAACAUAAGGAAAUAA